Molecule: messenger RNA, 252 nt
Organism: Aspergillus sclerotioniger CBS 115572
Lineage: Eukaryota; Fungi; Ascomycota; Eurotiomycetes; Eurotiales; Aspergillaceae
Exons: 1
Source: RefSeq, a predicted model, not a curated record
CGAACCGCCCUGGACCGCGCCAGAGAUAAUCAAGGUGACUCUGGCACGGCCGCUAUCCUCGAAGCUGCCGUCGGGAAGCUAUGGGAACGGAUCAAAAAUGAGCCGGAGUACGUGCUCAAUCGCGAGGAGUUCGCCUUGUUUAAUUACUUCAUCUAUCGCUAUGGGAAGCAGCCCGAGGGCCGAAGAGCUGUGGAGCAGUUUUGGAACCAUUAUCGCCCAAAUCACUCAGCCUCCAACGGAAGCAAGACUUAG